Eimeria tenella is the source of this 1716-nucleotide messenger RNA. RefSeq lists its product as uncharacterized. The record is from RefSeq and is a predicted model, not a curated record. Lineage: Eukaryota; Apicomplexa; Conoidasida; Eucoccidiorida; Eimeriidae. Bases 1 to 1716 code for a protein of 571 amino acids. The transcript has a single exon.
AUGGAUUCGGCACCCUCAGCGGCUACAGGACCUGACUUUGACGGAGCUCGUGCUUCCUGGGAGCCCAUCACGCAUUCUGACGAGCACGUAAUAACAACGGAGGAGCCAGCCGUCGCCGCACUAUAUCAAGAUUCCGAAAAAACAUACUAUAGUUCCUCGAGAAGAGAUCGGAGGGCAAGAAAAGUGGUGCUGACUGCGGUGUGGCUGAUUCUGGCCCACCUGGUAGGAGUUUCUUUGCUGCUCUCCCACUGUCGAAGUGCCCGACGGAGUAAAGCUGGUGAGAGUUUGUUAGCACGACGCCUUGCAGGUGAAAAUAGGGAGGGCGGGUCUUUUCCGCCGCUCAACCCAUUCUUCGUGGAAGGGGAAUGGACUUUGCUCGACGCUGAGGAGCUUGCUUGGCUCUGUGCUGAACUAGGAGAGCAAUCCUACAUCGGGCCCACCGAAACUGAGGAGGCUGCAGAAUUAUCUUCGUCAGCAGCGAGCAAUUCUGCCGCUGCUGUAUAUACAGCCGCGCAAGGGGACUAUGAAGAGCCGUCCACCAGUUCGUCUGCGCCUCUCCUAGGUGGAGACCCCAUCCAGGAGAGCAGCAGCUAUGUUUCGAGUCGCAAGCGAGCAUAUCCUACUUCCCAGUCUCACGGUGAACAAUCAAGAUCCUCGAAAAUCCGUGUAUAUACGGAUGAAUCUGGAGACUCAGGUCUCUCCGGUGGUGUUUCCGAGAUGGAGCCAGCGGCUGUUCAGCCUCUGGCUGGGCCUUCCUCUGUAUAUCGGUCUCAUGAAAUUUUUGCAGCGGUGUCAAAUUCUGUAAGGCUCCAAGAAAGUGCAACACAUCAGAGCACAGGGCAGCAAGGUAUGCUUCCGGCGAAGCAGGUUGCACCGCCCAACUAUCCAGAUUCCAUUUCUGUUGUGCCUGCACGUUGUACCUUUCCCGUUUCUCAGUCAGAAGGCUCCGCUGACCAUGGCGCGAGCGACCAAGAUCAAUCGCCUGCCACGUUUCAAAGCCCAGCAGCAUCGUUGGGACCUUUGCUCCCCAGUAAUGGAGAGGCCUCGACAUCAGCGAAAACGGAACAGCUUUUAAGCAUGACACCCAAUAAAGACGAUUUCAGGAAGGUGCACCCGUUUGUUCGGCUGCCUGUUUUGGCGCCGGGUGUGAAACCUAGAAAAACUCUUGAUAUAUCAGAUCUCUCUAUGGCCCGGAAUUUACCUAUUGUUACGCACCUCAAGGUUGUUCGGGAUCUCUUUGCGCUCCCUGUUCUCGGCCUUGCAAAUGCAAAUAUGCUUGUUACUGCAGUUGAAGAGUUGGCAAUACGAGCGAUCGCUCUUAUGACGGUCUCAGUUUCGCAAUUAAGGCCGUCUAAUGCCGUGAGAGCCUUGGGACGUCGGUUUCUGGUUUUCAAUGCGUUGCAUUCAGCAAUGAGGGUGUUGGGAAACAACACACAGCUCGAAUAUUUGUGGCGUGAAAUGCUGCGAGUGGUGCCAACAGAAUACAGUCAUGAGGGUCCACGCACAUUCUGUCCCAAGAGUGAAUUUCAGUUUACUUUGGCGAAAGAAUUAAGCAGCGCCAUGGAAUUGUACAAGACGGGCAAGGGACCUACGGAAGAACAAGAGCUAAAGAUCAAGAGAGCGUUAUUUUGCUCGGCCUAUAGUCCCGGGUGCUUCCUUGAAACGCAGUGGGAUCAAUGGAGACUUGACGACGAGGAAUUCCGAGGAAUACCUUAG